CGCCCAUCUCCUUUCAUACCCAUAAUGCAUCACUAGAGAUGUACAUAGUGCAACAACCAAGAUGGCUAUCUCACGUAUGUCGCCAAUAGCUUUUUGUUUUCUGUUCGUUUUAUUUGUUUCGACAGACGCUUCUCCGCGACAGCUGGACAAGGAGAGUAUCCUGAUAAACGUGACAGCAGUUGGUGACACACAUGAGGAGACUCACAAUCUUCAGAUAAAUUUCAACAUCUCUGUGGUUGGCGAGCAAAUAUUUGUUAAUGACAUCCUUGUGAAGUUAUCAGGCGUUACGAGGUUAACCUGCCAAGCCUUGCUUUUGGGCAGCAAUGGGGGCAGUGGGUCUGGACAUAGCGUCUAUGUCACCACUGUGGUCCGAGUACUGGUGCGCCAGUGGCCUCUCGAGAGUUAUCCUGUGGUGGAGUUGCUGGUCUUUAAUGAGGAAGUCAUCGAGGUAGAGGGGAAGAAGGUCCAGCAGCCAGACAUGUACGAAGUCAACAUACUGAUGAAUGAAAAUCUGCAGAAACUACGACAGUCCACAUAUUCCUACCCCAUAUCAGAGAGCAUGCUCUUCAGUAUUCCCAGAGAGAAUGAUGUGGUUGUUACAGAUCCCAACCUCUCAACAAAAGUUGAGGAUCAGGACAUCUUCCACACAACCAGUCACUACCCUCUCAAACAAGCCGAGACUACACAGGAGGAGACUGCCGCCCCUGGGAAGCUCCCAGAGACCCCCCUGCGCAUGGACCCCGUCGCCAUGGACCCCGUCCCCAUGUACGAGGAGGACACCACCGCAGAAGAGGACGGACUUCCAGACAAACUGCUGCCGGAGACCCCGCUCAGAUCAGAUCCCAUGUCCUCCUACAGAGCUAUGUGCCAGUGGGUUGAGAAGCUGAGGGACCGUCUGCGGCGAUUUUGGACCGAAUCCCUGCCUCUCUUCUUCCUCAUCAUGUGGGUAGUGGUUGUUGGUGUCGCUGGGUCGGCAGUCAUCGUCAAGAUCCUGGACGUGUUCUUCCCAUCCUGUGAACACAAGGGAAUCCUUACUCUAAAUCCAGUGACCCUAAUGCCAGAAGAGGAGAAACACUGUCUGCUGGAGAACAUCGAGACAGAGCCCGAAGAGAAAAAGCCUUGAGUGAAGAUCUUGGGAUGGAGCUGAUUGUCAUUACUUUGGGGCCAGAGGCAUUUGUGUGGUCAGGGAAACUCUUCUUCUAUGUGUAGCAUUUUCAUCAUAACUAUAUAGUGGUGAUGCCUUCUAUCGAAAAGAUAAUCCACCCCAGAACAUGCAAGAAACAGGACGGUCUACGUUUUCAAUUGGACAGCAUUAAGCAUCUUUAUAAAGGUCCCUGACUAUUUUUGUGCAUUAAAUUGUUCUGUGACUUCACUACGCCUCCGUGACUGCCGUUUUGUAUAGUGAAGGCUGAUCCUAAAUUUGAUUUACAUUAAGUUCUGAAGUCUUCUUUUGCUUGGUUGAUUUAUUGAGUGAAGUGAUUUUAUUCAUGGCAUUAUUUUAAAAGGUUAAUGGUUUUCUUUACAUUCAGUCUUUCAUGAGUUGAGUAUUUUUUUCUGAUUUUACCUUUAAUGUGUGCAAGUCUGACAAAAAAAAAAAACAAGGAUUGCAGACCGCAUGCCUUGGUAAAAGGCUGUAACUUUAACAAUGCAAUUGUGCAAUGAAUGCAGGUUGUCAUCGAGCCAAGCUGAAUGUUGCAUUUUAAUUUCUGGAAAUGACAUCUGUUACUUGUCUAGUACUUAAUAAAAUAGCCCUGAAAGGUCCAACCCUUGCACUCAACAUUAAGUAACAGUUCACUAAGCCAGGCUGGAGUAGCACUGAAAAAUGAGGUGCAAGACACCAACUCGGUCUGAACAUUGCUCCCUUCUGAGAUUUGUAUUUAGCCAUUUCCCUCCCCCCUUUAAAGCCAAAUGUAAUUAGGCACAAGAGCUGCUUUGGAAUGUGAUUUGUGACACUUGAAGCUGAUUGUUCUAGUGGACGUUGAGAUGGGUUGCCAUUUGCACUGUAGCAGCAUCAGCCAUGCUGUUGAAUAAGCCUGUGUGUUACAGGUAAAUGAGUGAGGUUGGGCUUUCAGGAACGGUAGAAACAUUCAGUCCUUAAUGGUGCCUCUGUGGUGCCACCUUGGCUUUCCAGUCUCAUGGCUUUGUUGUUUGAAGCAUGGAAGCAUGACCUUGUGCUACCCCCCAAAAAAAGAAAACUCAUUUCAUGCUGAAACCCUAUUCAACAAAUAAAACAUUUUUUUCUGAAAAUGUC
Molecule: messenger RNA, 2251 nt
Organism: Conger conger (European conger)
Lineage: Eukaryota; Metazoa; Chordata; Actinopteri; Anguilliformes; Congridae
Gene: ginm1
Product: glycoprotein integral membrane 1
Exons: 8
Coding region: 62-1123 (353 amino acids)
Source: RefSeq, a predicted model, not a curated record